Zymoseptoria tritici IPO323 is the source of this 756-nucleotide messenger RNA. RefSeq lists its product as uncharacterized. NCBI's taxonomy places the organism in Eukaryota, Fungi, Ascomycota, Dothideomycetes, Mycosphaerellales, Mycosphaerellaceae. Gene Ontology annotation, molecular function: structural constituent of ribosome. The annotation marks the transcript as partial. The record is from RefSeq and is a predicted model, not a curated record. Gene Ontology annotation, cellular component: ribosome; mitochondrial large ribosomal subunit. The transcript has 2 exons. Gene Ontology annotation, biological process: translation; ribosome assembly.
CAUCUGCAUCGCCGCAUCCACACAACGACCAUGAGUCUAUCGGCGCCCUCGAGGCGUCUAGCUUCAUUAUGUCUCUCCUGCAAUCCUCCUAUAUCAACCACCACAUUGGCCCAUCGAACUCGAAUACCCAUAGACGCCGCCCUCCGACGCACCCUCUCCUCAUCACAACCCCGUCGCGCCGAUUCUACCUCUUCCGAUAAACCAAAUCCUAUUCUCGAAGAAUGGAAACGCAAAAACCCCGGAGACGCAGCCGCAGGCAAAAGACCCUCCCUCCCCGCCGGCGGCCUCACGCCUCAAAGCGGUGACAUCGCAGCCAGCUCCAUCUUUGAAGACGAACGCCGGGCUCAGGAACAGAAAGACGCAGAAGAUGCCGAAGGUGCCGAAGGCGAGGAGGAACCCGGCGUGAUGAAAGUCGGCGGAAUUCGACGAAACUCGGAAAUCAUGGCCAGACUCCUCGAUCCCAAUCCCGCGGCGAGGGAGAAGUGGGAGAAGAAGAUGGUGGUUCGGAGUCUCCGCAAGGGAGGGAGGUUGAACAAAGCGUUGUUCCUGAAGCGGACGGAGAGGGAGCACUUGUCGAAAAGUCACAAUUUGAAGACAUCCGUGAAGAAAUUGGGGAUGGUGGCGAGACAGAUCGCGGGCAAGACUCUCGACGAUGCGAUUGUGCAGAUGCGAUUCAGCAAGAAGAAAGUCGCGAUCGAGGUGUUGGAGCAACUGGAAAAAGCCCGCGACGAAGCCGUCGUGAUGCGAGGAAUGGGU